UGUCCAUUUGAGCCCGGUAAUUAGCCUAGCUGAAUUGUUUGCUUUGACCACCGCUUGGCCGAUGUGUUGUAUCCUAGUCAUCAUGCAACUGCUCGGAUCCGUUUCUGCAAUUGCUCUGUUUGCGUCGAUGCGUCAUAGAACUGCGCAGAUACAGAUGCCGAUAAUACUGCAGGAUAUCACAAUGGACCGCACGGGAGCUGCUUACCACCUGGUGCUAAUGCAGUUCAUUGGUACUCUGCUGGUAGUGGUCAGUCAUCUGUUGCUGACCAGACGAACAGGUAGUGGAUUGACGGCACUGGCACGCCCGGCAGCUAGUCCAGCGCCAAUAGCCGCAGCUGUUUUUCUUUCUUCUUUGCUAAAUUCAACCAAUGGAUGGAAUCCGCUUGUUGCAUUUGCAUUGGCCAGCUAUGACAGCAUUGGUUGCGAUUUCGGUGCCAUAAAAAGACAUGCUAUAUUUUGGAUUGGACCUUGCUUAGCUACACUUUUCGCAUGUUUUUUGUACAGGUUAGCCUUUGCACGUUGCUCACACCUUAUAUUUUUGUGCAUUUUUUGAAG
This is a messenger RNA of Gongylonema pulchrum, 555 nucleotides long. Lineage: Eukaryota; Metazoa; Nematoda; Chromadorea; Rhabditida; Gongylonematidae. The record is from the annotation of a GenBank genome assembly.